This is a messenger RNA of Botrytis deweyae, 3164 nucleotides long. RefSeq lists its product as uncharacterized. Gene Ontology annotation, molecular function: heme binding; iron ion binding; oxidoreductase activity, acting on paired donors, with incorporation or reduction of molecular oxygen, reduced flavin or flavoprotein as one donor, and incorporation of one atom of oxygen. Lineage: Eukaryota; Fungi; Ascomycota; Leotiomycetes; Helotiales; Sclerotiniaceae. The coding region runs from base 361 to 1890 and encodes 509 amino acids. The transcript has 3 exons. The record is from RefSeq and is a predicted model, not a curated record.
CGAUCAUACUAGGUGUUCCAAGGUUAUCAUAACAAUCUCUUUCCAAUGUCCUUUUUCAGUUCGAGGCUACAUGAUAUCUUGUGGCAUUGAUUGACUGGAGUUCGAAAUGAGUGCUGGGGGAAGAUCGCUUUUGUUGCCCAGUGGGUAAUCACUAUUCAUUUACAUUGCGGCACAGAAUAUGCAGCAUCGCUACUCCAAUCAAUCCGUCUGAUUUUUCAAGAAAAGUUUGAUUGUCUUUCCUUUCCUUUCCCUAUGAAUAGUUGUAGCGAAUAUCUUUUAUGCCACAUUGUCUUCUCGCCAAUCCCACGCAACCGAGCAAAAAAGCCCAGCCUAUCCUCUGAUCAACUCGUAUAGUUGAAUAUGUUGCCCAUAACUUCUGUAUGGUUGGGAGGGUUUUCUAUCCUUAUUUUUCUAUCGUGUUUUUAUUUUCUGUUAUGGACAGUAAAAGAUGUCCGUUAUCGACUCGCGGCUCGAAAGGCUGGGUGUGCGAUGCCGGUGAAAUACUGGCAUAAGGAUCCAUUUCUUGGGGUUGAUUUGUUUUUCCAGAGGUUGAAGGACAUGAACUCUGGUGAUUCUCUCGCAACCGACAGAAUUAUCUUAGGGAAAUACGGAAAGACUGUUCUUACAAACAACUGGGGCACGAAGCAAUACGUGACCAUGGAUCCUGUUGUUAUACAAACUGUACUAGCCCUCGAAGUUGAUAAAUUUGGAGUAGCACCUAUGAAUCACCCAAUGUGUUCACCACUCCUUGGUGAAGGCAUCAUGACAGUCGACGGUCACGCAUGGAAGAAAUCUCGUUCGUUACUCAACCUAGUGUUUACCAAAGCUCAGGUAUCAGAGCUGUCUAGCUUAGAAGCCCAUGUCAAAAUAUUCAUGGAUCUCAUUCCUCGAGACGGGACUACAAUCGAUAUGCAACCACUAUGCAAAAAGCUUUUCCUCGAUAUCUCCAGCGAGUUCGUAUUCGGAAAAUCUGCAAAUUCUCUUUCGCCUGAAAAAAGCAGCACCGUUGGUCAUCGCCUGGUUCAUUUAUUCGAUGAGGCACUUGUGAAGAUGUUCCAACGAUAUAUGCUUGGGCGAUUUAAGUUUCUUAUCGGGGAAAAGAAAUGGUUUGCUCAAUGUGCGGAAGUUCAGGGCAUAGUUGACGAGCUUAUCGACGAAGAAUUCAAAAAUCAAGCUGCUGCGGCAAAAGGUUCCGAAGUACAAACGGAUAUACCUUACAAUCAUGUCUUGCUUAAGGAGCUAGUAAAAAUCACAGAUGAUAGGCGAUAUAUUAGGAAUGAGCUUAUGAAUGUAUUCUUCCCUGCUCGUAACACUGCUGGGAUUCUCAUGGGAAAUAUUAUCUUCAUGCUUGCACGACAUCCCCAAGUAUGGGCGAAGCUUCGGAAAGAAGUUCUCGAUAUCGGAGAUCAGAAGCUGACAUUUGAACUACUCAAAUCGCUCAAAUAUGUACAGGCUGUUAUAAAUGAAACACUCCGUCUCCAAUCCCCCGUUGGCGGAAGUUGGAAAACCUGCCUAGUACCUUGUAUCCUUCCCCACGGAGGUGGUCCCUCAGGCAAAGAACCUAUCCUUGUUGAACCAGGAGACGAAAUGCGUAUGUCUUUUACACCACUCCACACUGAUCCAAAUAUAUGGGGCGAAACUGCAUUGGAUUUCUUACCGGAAAGAUGGGCUGGACUCAAACAGAGUUGGAAUUACAUACCUUUCAUGGGAGGUCGACGUAUAUGCCCAGCACAACAAAACGCGCUUACGGAUGUUGCUUUUGUUUUGGCAACGCUUGCGAGAAACUUCAAAGUGAUUGAAAAUAGGGGUCCGCAUCUGGAAUAUGUAGACAAGAUUGUGUUCACCAGAGAAUGUGCAGAUGGAGUUCAAAUCGCUUUUGUACCAAUUUAGGACGCGGGAGCUCAUUGGAGGAAAAUUUAGAGUUUCAUAUUUAGAACCUUGAAUCUAGAAGCAGUCUCCUCCCAAUGGUGGUUCUAGCAUAUUCCAAAGCACCAUCUUAUCGAGUCUUUACGGCAUGUUAUUUUCGCUCAUCUCAUCAUAAUCAAGAAAUAGACAUGAAUGGCGAUUUCACUCCGAUCAAGCCUCCUAACGUCCUUACGAUCUCGGCGCCCCUCACGCUGGGCAUACUGGCAUCCAGGGCAACGAGGCUGCGGAUGCUUUGGCGAAUACAGGUGCCAAGAGCAACAGGAUGGAUUCUAGCCCAACCGUCCUACCUGUAAUCAAUGGGAUCGGGUCGGCAGCUAGAUCUCUUGCUCGAACUGUCUCGAAUACAUAGUGGCAACUCAACAGGGCUACCCUGCUCGGAGCAUACUGCAAGUGAGAUCUGAAAUACAGUACCACAGAGCCGCUGGAGCUCAGUCUUUCGAAAGCCACACUAUACAAGCUCCUAACAGUACAUACAGCCCGUAGUGACUUCACUUCGUAUUAUCAACACUUCAAACACAAGAACACGGAGCUUUAUAACCCUGCGGCAUAGCCAAAACGCCGGAGAACUUAGUUUUCAACGAGAUCUCGACUAGGAGAUUUCACUCUUGACCGGCCAAGCCUAGCAGACCCCCGCGCAAUACGUACGAGGGCCAUGGAUACGUCAAUAAGUCUUUUGCCCGCUCAACCCUUUGCAGCACCCCAUGGAGACCCGGUCUCCCUGCUCUACUCUGUCAAAACUGCCCCUCUCACCUUUGGACCGACCUGGCCGCUCAUUUAAAAACGUCGGCUGCAAUCCACCAUAACCAAAUGCUCUGACUGAAAACAGGCGCCGCCCCUAUUAAGAACCGGUCUGCUAACAUACUCCCCCUUAGGUACCGCUCUCUAAGAGCACAAACCUACCUGUCAUAGGCAAACCAUGCUUGCAACUUGCAAGGGCUUCGGAAUUUGCGGAUACGCUCUCUCGAUUGGAGGAGAGUAUCAGUUGAUGACAACAGCUUCACUCAUCCAACUGAAACUGUUGGCUGGCUUAUUAAUCCCCAACUUUGGAAAACACGUUGCGAAUCCCAGAGCAACAGGAAAAGCUUAGAAAAUUGAGUAAAACCAUCGAUAUAUACAAAUACCAUACCACAGUAUACACAGUGAUUAAAUCAACCUUGGUAUUCGACAGUACCAUUGAAACAAUGAUAGUCUUCUCAAAAUCCAGAUCAUUGUAAAAUGUUGGCGGAUGUUAUGACACG